This is a messenger RNA of Zea mays, 1477 nucleotides long. RefSeq lists its product as uncharacterized. NCBI's taxonomy places the organism in Eukaryota, Viridiplantae, Streptophyta, Magnoliopsida, Poales, Poaceae. Gene Ontology annotation, biological process: one-carbon metabolic process. Bases 284 to 1372 code for a protein of 362 amino acids. The record is from RefSeq and is marked provisional. Gene Ontology annotation, molecular function: carbonate dehydratase activity; zinc ion binding. The transcript has 4 exons.
CACUAAGCGACGGCCGCCAUGUACGCGGCGGCUCCGAGCAGCAGCAGGGUGGCCGCCGCCGCCGCCGCCUUCUUCAUCGUCAUCUCCCUCUCGCCGCAGCUGCUCGUCCGCCCCUUCGGCGCAUCGACGACGGUCCACUGGGCAGCGGCGCAGGAGCUCGGUAGGCGUUUCCGGCCCCCGUUUACACGCGCGCGCGCAGGGGCAGCGCCGUGAGUGACCGACCGAUCGAGUCGGCUUUAUUAUUUGAAUGCAUUGUUACCGGUAGGAGGUCGUUGUGUCAUGCAUGCAUGCGCUCGUUCGUCCUUGGGACACGCUCCCCGUGCUGCUGUUGUCUCGUCUGUGCAUGGUUUUGCUCGAUGCGUUGCGCGCUGGAUGGCUGGGGUCGGUGGAUGAAGACGAGGAGGACUUCAGCUACCGGCGGAACGCCGGGAACGGGCCGGCGCGGUGGGGCUUGAUCCGGAGGGAGUGGGCAACGUGCAACGUGGGCCUCCUGCAGUCGCCCAUCGGCCUCUCCGACACCUUGGCGGGGCUAGCCGACCGGUCCGGCCGCCUGGGCCGCUCCUACCGCCCCGCCGCCGCGUCCCUCGUCAACCGCGGCCACAGCAUUAUGGUACGGGUGUAUAUACUUUGGUUUGGUGGCCGGUCUAUUUCGUCGUCGACCGUGGUUAUGACCAGCGACGUGCUCUGCGUGUGCCUGCACGCGCGUGUUCGAUCAGGUAAGGUUCAACAGCAACCCCGGCGGCGUGGUGAUCGACGGCGUGGCGUACCGGCUCCGGCAGAUGCACUGGCACGCGCCGAGCGAGCACGCCAUCAACGGGCGCAGGUACGCCCUGGAGCUGCAGAUGGUGCACCAGAGCGACACCAACAGCUGGAGCGGUACAUCCGGAGGAUCGCGAGGAGGAAGAACCACGAGGAGCUCAUCGACGAGGAGGUGGACCCGCGGCGGCCGGUGAGCCGGAGCACGGCCUACUACAAGUACACGGGCUCCUUCACGACACCGCCCUGCACGGAGGGCGUGACGUGGGUAGUGGCGCACCAGGUCAAAAGGCUGUCCACGGCGACGAACGUGUGUGUGACGCGGCGCCACUUACGUCCAGACACGGCGGGUGACGCGGCGCCAGGUCAGGCUGCUGCGGAACGCCGUCCACGACGGCACCAGGAGCAACAGGAGGCCACUCCAGGAAGCCAACGGCAGGGCCAUCACCUUCUACUACACCUCGCCGGCGCACGGCCGAGGGGCGAACGGGGACUAGCACGCAUUGCAAGGAGACGGCCGGCGGAAUCUUGGCGUCCCCGUGCUCCUUUUCUGUCCAGGCGACACAGGCCAUGGCCAAGCAAACUCUUGCAUGUGAUCGAUGUCCGACAGUGUUAGGUCAGAGUGCAGACCAAUUUUUUUUUUCUCUCCAGCGAUCAUCAAUUCGUUGCGGAGUAAUGCUGUAGUGCGAUUGCAUAUUUGCAUUGGCAAGUGAGUUUGUGC